Molecule: messenger RNA, 5709 nt
Organism: Lethenteron reissneri (Far Eastern brook lamprey)
Lineage: Eukaryota; Metazoa; Chordata; Hyperoartia; Petromyzontiformes; Petromyzontidae
Product: protein unc-13 homolog B-like
Biological process (GO): dense core granule priming; synaptic vesicle priming; presynaptic dense core vesicle exocytosis
Cellular component (GO): synaptic vesicle membrane; presynaptic active zone cytoplasmic component; neuromuscular junction
Molecular function (GO): calmodulin binding; diacylglycerol binding; syntaxin-1 binding
Source: RefSeq, a predicted model, not a curated record
AGAGUGCAGACUACAUGAAUCUGCACUUCAAAGUGAAAUGGCUUUACAAUGAGUAUGUAAAGGACCUGCCAGCUUCAAAAGAGAAAGUUCCAGAAUACUCUGCGUGGUUUGAGCCAUUUGUACUGCAGUGGUUGGAUGAAAAUGAAGAGGUCUCAUUGGAAUUUCUGCGAGGGCGCUCUGGACCGAGACAAGAAGGAUGGGUUUCAGCAAACAUCUGAGCACGCCCUCUUCUCCUGCUCAGUGGUGGACGUGUUCACACAACUCAACCAAAGCUUUGAGAUCAUCAAGAAGUUGGAGUGUCCUGAUCCAGAGAUUGUUGCUCACUUUAUGAGGCGUUUUGCCAAGACCAUUAGCAAGGUGUUGAUGAAUUAUGCGGAAAUCAUCUCCCAGUACUUCAAGGAAUACUGCUCCCAGGAAAAAGUGGCCUGUUUCCUGAUGAAUAACAUCCAGCAAUUACGUGUGCAACUGGAAAGGAUGUUCCAGGCCAUGGGGGGCAAAGAGCUUGAUGCUGAGACCAGUGAGAUGCUCAACGAACUACAAGUCAAACUGAAUGGCGUUUUAGAUGAGCUGAGCCGAGUGUUUGGCAUCAGUUUUCGCCCACAAGUGGAGGAAAGCGUGAAAACAAUGGCCGACCUUCUGAUCCAGGUGAAGGGUGGAAUCUCUGGGCAAGGGAACUUAGCUGGAGAUGCUGACACUAUUUUGCGUCCUCUCAUGGACUUGUUGGAUGGCAAUCUGACACUGUUUGCCAAGGUAUGUGAGAAGACUGUGCUGAAGAGAGUACUCAAAGAAUUAUGGAAGAUCGUUAUGAAUACCAUGGAAAAAAAGAUAGUCCUGCCUUCCCUUACUGAUCAAACGGGAGCGCAAAUGAUAUUCAAUGCCGCUAAAGAACUGGGACAACUUUCAAAACUGAAGGAUCACAUUGUGCGGGAUGAAGUGCGCAGUCUCACACCCAAACAUUGCGAAGUCAUGGAGAUUGUGUUGGACACGAUAAAGCAAUACUUCCAUGCUGGAGGGAACGGAUUGAAAAAGACAUUUUUGGAGAAGAGUCCUGAGCACCAGUCCCUGAAAUAUGCUCUGUCCCUGUACACUCAACCUACGGACACACUCAUCAGGACCUUCACCCAGACCCAGACGACUCAGGGUAAAGUUAAGGAGUCAGUUGGCGAGGUCUCUAUACAUAUUGAUCUCAUCACGCAAGCUGGCACCAAUGACCGCAAGAUUACCGUCAAAGUAAAUGGUGUCAACAAUCUCAAGUGGAAGACAACGAGCGUGUUCCGCCCGUUUGUGGAAGUGAACGUCAUAGGCCCGCAGCUGAGUGAUAAGAAGCGCAAAUAUGCUACAAAGUCUAAAAACAACACGUGGUCUCCAAAGUUUGAGGAAACCUUCAAUUUCUCCCUGGGAAGUUCAUCCGGAUUCGAGUUCUAUGAGCUGCAGCUGCUCGUCAAAGACUACUGCUUUGCACGUGACGACCGGGUCAUUGGACUGAGUGUCCUGCAGCUGCGCGAGAUCCAAGAGAAGGGCAGCUGCACGUGCUGCUGCCCCCUGCGUAAGUCGGUCAAUAUGGAUGAAACGGGACUCACCAUUCUACGGAUCCUCUCUCAGCGCACGAGCGACGAGGUUGCCAAGGAGUUUGUUCGGCUCAAAUCUGAUGUCCGGUCCACGGAAGAAGAGAGCUGAUAAUUUCCAUAACUACGCUACUUUUGUCUUCCUGCCAUGCCCUGCUGGUGUAAAAUAUUGCACAGAUUGGUUUGUUUAUGGACAUAAAUUCCAUUUUCUGGAUUCCACAUAUAAUGAGGUUACUGUGUUUGUAUAUUCAUCGUUCAGUGCCAAUAUAUUCUUUUUUAGCAUCAUGUAUUGUUACACUUUAUUGUUAUCUUAAGCAUUUCAAUACAUAUUUGUUCACACGCAUGGACUGUUUAAAUGGUUUGUUUGCUGUGUACUUGAAACAUUUCUUGUCGUCAUGUGUACAAACUUAUCCUGAAAAUUCCAGGAACUAUCAUACGAUCUAUUCUAUCCGAGUUGUGUUUUGUCAAUGCUGUCUGUAAAUAUGCUAGUCCAGUUACCUUCCAAAAUGAAAAUCACUGUGAUUCAAUAAUGAGGAAAGAUGAUAAAUGGAAGUUACAAAUCUAUUUAUCACCACCAAAGUGAUAAGAUGUGUAAAGUGAUGUAGAUAGUUGCAAAAGGUUUAUGUUGCACUGUCCUUGGUCAAAAUUGUGCUUUCACUGGCUUGCAUCAAAUGUAUCUGCCUUAUUCUACGACCAAUUACGACGUUCACACAUGAUAUGUGCUUAUCAUUCUCUUUUUUCAAUACGUAACAUUUUUUUUAGGGAAUGUAUGAGCACUUUGAAAGCAGGAGACAGCAUCUUAGUUAAAUUGCAACCUGAUUCAUGCCAGGUCGUGUUACUUUUGUUGAUAAAAAAAGGUCAUCUGCAACAAUCAAUAGCAAUAAAUUGGUUUGACUUUCACCAAAUCAAUACAUUACCACUUUACGUUUAAUAAAACAUGAAAGUAUUAAUGCAACACAACAAUUAUGGGUGCACAUUUGGCUUGGACUUGAACCCAAUUGGAUUUUGUGGCAAAAGAAAUCCAUGGAACAUAAAACAUGUUUGAUAGAUUAAGAACGGUGAAAACACCAUCUCCCUGGAGAGAGGCGAAGGGGCAGGACAGAGCCUUGCUUCACACGUGAAGGACCGUGGUUGUGUUCUUAGCUUUGGGGAAUUAUGUGUCUUUUUGUGGGUAAAAUACUUUGAAUUUCUAAUAGAUAAUGGGUUAAUGAGUAUAAUUUUUUAGAGUUUUUUUUAUGUAAGAAACCUAUAUUGACCCCCGUUAGGUGGAAAUCAACGUGUUAUUCAUGUGCAGACCAAGACGUCUUCGUAACCAGCCAAUAAUACAUUUGUUCUUCGUUAAAACUCGAUUCUUGUGCUCGUGAUGCCUGCUUUCACAUUGUGCACACGAGAAUUGCUUCGUUUCAAUCCGAUUGAAAAUACCCAACGCAUGUUGUGUUCAUGGAGUUCAUGCGACACCCUUGCAGUGGCUGGAGGUGCUGCACUGGACCACGACGUUAAACAAAUUCGUUCUUGAAAAUAAUCGCAAACCUGACUUGUGUGCUCUCAACCCUUGUUCAGUCACGAACAACCUAAUUCAUGCCAGGGUCAUAUUACAUUUUUGAGACAUGAUCUUGAACAAUCAAUAGUAGUAAAUAGGAUUACAAUUUUGUGAUAUAUUAAAUAAUUGCAGUUUGGUGUCAAUCGUGUGAUAGGAAUAGAUAUUGUUCCUGGCUUGGUUACGCUGUUUUAAUUUGAUUAAAGUUACUGAAAAAUCUUAUUUGACUAAAAAAUAAUAAUAAGAUAAACAGUUUACUAAACAACGGCAGGAAAGUAGUGGCUCAUACUUUUCCUUUGUUAGGCAACAUUUUUGUAAUGUGAAUUGUGAUAUAAUUGACGUUUUAUCUCAAUCAACAUAAACAUCUGUGAAGUAUUCAUAGAACCUGGAUCACAUUGGAUCGACGCAGGGAUACAUGGUGGGUAUAAUGAAACUCGAAUUAUGGACACCUAGUAAUAAUUAGCAUUGUACAAUGUCCAAUUAUUUAAUGACCGUUAAUCGCAUGAAAAACGUGGUAAAGAAACGGUUACCAGUUUGCCGCACAUAUUUAAAAAAGGUCUAGCAAUAACCCCGAUAACAGUUAACCGAGAAACGAAGGUUACUGACAUGUUAUAGCCAACUGAUUCAAUCUCCGGGCACGGCAGCUGAAACAAGGGCCAAGUUUCUUAAAUCCCCUACCACUGCACCCAAUGUGGUAUAAACACCAUCAAUCAACGGAUUCUGUGUGGUGGGGUAAAGUGUUGGUAACUCCCACCUUUUCCAACGCGUGCGGUCAGCCGGGAAGAGUGGUACAAAUACCCUCUAGAGCUGACUGGAUUGGAGGCCUUCCUGCCAGCAUUGACGUGGGCAAACAUUACUGGGCUGCAACAUACCACGCAGAAACUUGGACCUGCCGCUGGUGCCUCGAUAUGGCUGCCACGAACCAAUCACAGUCACACGCGCCGUGCAAUUUAAAUAAUCGCACGUGCCAAUUUAGACAUUACUAAAAUUCCACUGGAUUAGAGUAAUGAUUCCUGACUUCAUCAAUUAAUAACAGUAAUGUUAUUGGCAGUUAUAAUACAAACAUCACCAUGAUAAUGUUUUCGAAGUUUUGACCCUGACGAUUUAGAUCCUCAACAAUUAAAACUUCUGUAAAUAUUGUUGUGAAGAUUGCUGUUUUUUUAGGCACAGUAAUUUAAUUGUUUUUUUCCACUGGUUAUGUGGUUGAUUAUAAAUUGGAGGACAUAUUUAGUUAAAUGUGAAUUAAUUUAAAUGUUUGAAGUUAGGAGUUGUAUAAACGGUCAGUGUUUUUUUAAGUUAUAUGAUUUUGUAAGGCUUUUAGUGAUUUGAGAAAAACGUUACAUUUUUUAUACGUAUGAUAAUAACGAACAGUAUUAAAGUCUACAUUUCCAUUCAUCACAUCUGUGAAUCGAUAAAAAAAAUGUAUUUGGCUAAAUGCCGUUUUGUGAAAAAAUGUAAACUUUAGAGGAAAAAUCAAAGUCCCACUGUUGCAGAAUGAGCAAUGUUGCACCAUUAAUGUAUAUUGAUGGUCUUGCACCAGCAGUGGAAAUUGUUGUGGCAGGGUCUAGACCCCUAGAACGACCAAAGUGGUACUACUAUUGAACGUGAAUGGAUGAUAUGCUGAACUGACCCCUGCAGAGAUUUCAACUCAAUGUAUGCUAUGAUGAAGAACAAACAUCAUUUGGCUCGAUAUCUUCCAAUUGAGCCAAGUGAUCUAACCAAGGCAGCUGCCACUAAAGUCGAUCACUGUUUUUCAAGUGUUCAAAACAAUCACCUUCUUGUGUUACAUUAUUUUGUACAUACGAUAGCGAGUGAAACGCCUAUUGGUUGGGAUGCUCAGUGCACAAUGGUUUGAUUCUGAAAGCUGUAUGGUAAUUGAGAGAAUUACUAAAGCACAUCCAUCAUCUGCUGUGUAGAAUACAGUUAAGAUCCUGUGACAUUAUUUGCAAUAAAAGGUCACUGUGUUAGUGUAAUAGCGAUUAUUUUACAUUUCAAACCGUCUUCAAAGUAUUUGAUAGUGCUCAUUUUUUGGCGGCCCUGACCUAAUAGAUGAAAUUCCAUAUUCCUAUGUUGGCGCAGUCUACUUAUAACACAACCAUUGCAAAUAAAUACCUAAAAAAAGUACUCCAGUAUGCAAGUACAGACAUCAAGGUUUUCUGAGAAAAAAUAAAGGUCAAUAGUUCCUUGCCAGGUUUCCCAAAGGAAGUUGUGUUUGUAAAAUGUAGAGUAUCUGAGAAAUAUUGGCACACAUUUUCUGUUAUUAGACCGCAUGCAGAUGUGGCUUCCAAUUAUGUACAUUUAAUUUGUAAAGCAAUUUUAUUAUGGUUAAUUGGAAUGCAUAUACAGUACCUUCUAAGCAUUUUGUAUCUUUGCACGCAGCUUCUAUGCAUGCCAUGCUGGACUGUUCGUCUUACACUCAUAGUUUAUUCUUGUAUAUGGAUUUAUUUAAACUGUGAGGCGAUUCAUUUGUUGUAACUAAUGAAAAUUAAGUUAAUUGCACCCAUCCCAUGUUAACUGUUUGUGGAGCUUCAGAAUUGCAUUGUUACUUUAUGUUGUAUGUAAAAAUUGUAUUGUUAUUAAAAUAUUAAAUGAAUGCAUGUUGAAUGC